This is a messenger RNA of Spirodela intermedia, 551 nucleotides long. The record is from the annotation of a GenBank genome assembly. NCBI's taxonomy places the organism in Eukaryota, Viridiplantae, Streptophyta, Magnoliopsida, Alismatales, Araceae.
AUGGCGGAGGCGCCGGCACCCUCGAGUCCCGGGGCUGGGGGCAGUCACGAGAGUGGCGGCGAUGGCAGCCCUCGGUCGAAUGUGCGGGAGCAGGAUCGCUUUCUUCCAAUCGCAAAUAUAAGCAGAAUCAUGAAGAAGGCGAUUCCGGCGAACGGUAAGAUUGCCAAGGACGCGAAGGAAACCGUGCAAGAGUGCGUCUCUGAGUUCAUCAGCUUCAUAACCAGCGAGUAAGUGGUGUAUUAUGCUUGUUCUUUUACCCCUCCCAUAUCGUUCCAACGUCUCUUAUUGCUAUUUUUCGUUGCAUCCCUAUUAGUUUCUUCUCACAUCUCAUUUUUCCUCUUUUUCUAUAUGUUUUUUAAUUCCGAUCUCAAUUCAGGGCGAGCGACAAGUGCCAGCGAGAAAAGCGCAAGACAAUAAAUGGCGACGAUCUGCUUUGGGCCAUGGCCACGCUAGGGUUUGAGGAUUACAUCGACCCAUUAAAAAACUACCUGCAGAAGUAUAGAGAGGUAUUCUUUUUUUGGCGAAAGUAUAUCUCGCCAAUGUCGUUUUAG